Messenger RNA from Mizuhopecten yessoensis (Yesso scallop), 2892 nucleotides. RefSeq lists its product as uncharacterized. The record is from RefSeq and is a predicted model, not a curated record. The transcript is spliced from 16 exons. The coding region runs from base 1 to 2202 and encodes 733 amino acids. NCBI's taxonomy places the organism in Eukaryota, Metazoa, Mollusca, Bivalvia, Pectinida, Pectinidae.
AUGCACAAGUUUUCCCGGGUCGCAAGGAAGAGAUCCGGACAGGCACAACAUUUGUGUCAAGGAAAGAUUCUUCUUGAUUCAGCAUUUGUGUUUGCCGUUGGCUUUUAUAUCGCUGGUGAAUGCAUUUAUCCGGAUUACUUGCAGAGCGGAGUGGUCAAAGGCGAAUUACAACCAUGGAAAACAAGAACUUGGUGGAUUAAUGUUCGAGACAAACCGAGAUGGAAGGAGCGUGAAGAAAUCUACGUAGACGGGUCUAACAUGUGGUAUCAACGUGAAACAGACUACAUCCCAUGCGAGAAAAAAACUCGCCGCGUUUCACAAGAAGCGCCCUCGUUCGGAAAGUGUGUGACUCGGACUUUACUAUACAAUCGGACUUGUUUGAUACAAGAAGGUUACAAUAAGUACAGAAUCGUCCAAUAUACACCUGGGAGGUCUCCAGUGUAUAUUUGCAUGAUGUACAUCAAGAGAAGCAAUACUGUCAUUCAGACAAUUCAAGGUCCCAUGAGAGACAAAAAUGUACCUGAUUUGUGUAAUCAAAACCGCAUGAUUCUCGACAAAUGGCCAUGGAUAGCAACAUGGAAGCCGCAGGCAACAGAUUGUCCAAUAAGCGGAGGGUUUACAUUUAGAACCAUAAGUAGAUUAACCAAUCAGGAUAUUUGUGAAACCGACUGGCGCAGAUCCAAAUUAGAGAUUGAAUGUGUAAAAGGGGACGGUCUUGACUUUAUAGCCCCUAAAGGGAGCAGGUGUAAUCCAUUUUUAUCACACGGGGAACACAAACGUUUAUACUGCUGGGCAGGGUGGGAAUUCGGACAGUACAUAUACAUGGUGGCAUCUGGUGAAGAAGAGGAUCCGCAGUUCUGUAUUAGAAUACCAAAGAAAAACGACGGAGAGUUCGUGGCACUUGUGUAUUUUAGUGUCAUUUGCCCUGUAGAAGACGAUGGUCAACCCCCGACUGGAUUUGACUACUAUGAACUCCACUUACAGAGGACAGACCCAAAUGAAUGCAAGGACGAGAACAGAGAGAUGUGCGCAAAAUUCCGCGAACGGGGAGUUUGUGACAAACCCAACAAUAAAUUCGUACAACACUGCAAAAAGAGUUGUAAUAUAUGCGAAAACAGAGCCGAGUUGUUACAUAAACAGUGUCAGUUUGACGAUAUUUUACACGGACAGUGGGUGUUAUACGACCGUGGACGACACGAACAGAUCUAUAUCAAUAAUUCCGUGAUGUCAUUCUCCCACUUUGGUACAUUUCACUGCAAGGAAAGAACACAAGAGGAGCGAAAAUAUAAGCUCAUCUCAGUUUUUGACAACGGAUGUACCAAGAGGUAUUCCUGUAUAGAACUAAACAGAAGAAAUAACAAUAUCCUGCAAUAUAGAAUUGGUCACAGUCUAAGACAAGAUGAAGAAUUUGGGGAGAUAUGCCAGUUUCAUGACGACCCCUACCCUCUUAUAGACACAUAUAGGAGUUCCGGCAUGAAAAACCUUAUACUAAAUGGCCGCCUGUGGGACCAGUUCUGUGGACUAAGGAGUACCAUACCUUUUAACGGAACGUUUAACGAUGAAGAGUGCUAUGGUUAUAUAUCUGAUUGGGACGAUCAGGGAUGUGUUCCGAGAGGCACGCUUAAAGUUAGCGCAGAUAAUUGUCUGCCUUUAUUAGCCUCAAAAAGAAAACAGUACCAGUGCCUUCUGUUUCUAAAGGACCAAGUUGGACUUUUCGACCACCUGCUCAUCACACGGUCAAUGGAUGGGCGAAAUGAGUUUAACUGUUGGGUAAUAUCCCAGUACGCAGGACCGGGAUUCACAUUGCCCUAUCGAGUUGUGUACCAGAUGCCGACUCCACAAUGUUCGUCCUUUUCCAAUGUCUAUGUGCACGUGGACAGACGUCCAAAAGCUACUCUACAGCUCAUGGAUGACCGUAUGGCACGAAGAUGUAUACCAACAGAAAGGGAAGCACAAACACACCGUGAGCGAGAGAGCCAGAAUGUGACGGAUGUGGAGGUCACAACCAUGAAUGACGAGAAUCGUGAAGUAUACAGCAUACAACAAGAAGACAAUAUUGACGAGACUAUCAUUUCUGUCGCCGGGCUAGAAAAUAAAAAUCAAGGCCAAUUCAGUGGGGCGAUACCCAUUCAAAUGACUUAUUAUUCUGUAAUGCUUAUUGAAGCUGUGACGUGCGCAACAAUGUUCAUAAUUACCUUAUGACACGAUAUAAUGUAAAAUAUAGUUGUAUACUAAAUGUUUCUAUAUUAUAUAUAUAUUACAUUUAAAUCCAUCAGAUGCGUGAACAUAUGUUUCUUUAGUGUAAUUGUAUUUAUUUUCGGAAGUUCCUACAAAUUCUUUAGAGAUACGGUGUCCUAAACAAUUAUUAAAAUAAUAAAAUCAUGUAAAUUAAACGAAAAGAAACGCCUAAAUAUAUUGGAGAUUAAAUAUAUUAUAUUCAUUGAUUUGUUUAUCCAUGCAAAGCUGUUACAACGAUUGCUAGAUCUGAAAAUAGAAAUCUAUUAACCAAAUAUAAAAACGUGACUAUCGAUAAUAGAUAAUUAAGAGUAAAAAGAAUCUAGUGAAAGAUUUGCCUGUGCAACUUCAAUUAUGACGGUAUUAGCAAUGUACUGUUUACUCAAAACAUACUUCUAUUCAGGAAAUAAAUAAUUAUGAGAAAGGGUUUCAACUGACAUUUUAUAUCAAAUAUAUAAAAGCUAUUCUCCGCUUGCUCUUAUGACGCCUAUAUUCCAUGGACGUUGGGAACUAAUUUGGUAUAUUAAAACAUCAAAUUAAAUCAAGAAUGAAAAAUAUUAGAGUUGAAAUACAGCUGGUACUGUUAAUUGUAUUACGCAACGUAUCAACGACUCAAAACAAAAUAAAACAACAAUGUGGAUCCUAAUUAUUUUGUUA